UCUAGUCUAGAGGCGGCUCCCUUCAGGAAGAGGUGUCGACUCAGCCGGCGUGUAGCGUACCGCAUGCAGUGACAGCAAGGGAAGCAUCCAGGAAACUUCCCUUCCAACGCUGUGGAGACGAGGACAGAGAAGCAUAGAGAACAGGCAGGGCACCGUGCUAUACAGAUAAGUAGAAAUAAGUAUUUGUGUACUACAGAAUUAGUGAUUCCUGUAUAUUUUAAGAAGAAGACAAAUAGAGUAAAAAAGAAAGAAUAAGAAAAAGAGGUUAGGAAGUUAGGAGUGAAACAAAAACAGAGACUGCAAGAGAACAAGGAAUGAUUUUCUGACCAUCAUCCCUGGCAUUGCUGCGUCGAAGAGCCAGAGUGACAGUGACUGGGCUUGUGCCAGCCCGCGAGCAAUAUCCAUCUAUCCAGGACAUCCAUCCAGCUAUACCCCAGAGGACCUGACCUCCCCUUUGGAUCUCUUCUCUCCUCUGCUCUCUUCACUCCUGCAUUCCUCCACUCCACUCCUUCACUUCUUCACUCCUUUUCUCCUCCACUCUUCACUCCUCCGCUACUUCUCCUGGAGCUGCUGACGGGAUCAUCAUCAUCAUCAUGUCUGCAUCCGCCAGUAACUUCCAUCACAAGCGCAUGUCCUCGGACACAGAGGAGAUGUCUCAGCAGAUGAAGCUGAGAGAGAGACAGCGCUUCUUCUUUGAGGAGGUCUUCCAGCACGACGUCUACCCAGACGUAUACCUGUCCUCAUCUCACCUGCAGAUAGACUACAAGAGACCCCCCAUAGGCAGCAUCUCGUCCAUGGAGGUGAAUGUGGACAUGCUGGAGCAGCUGGAGCUGCUGGAUCUGUCCGACCCUGACGCCCUGGAUGUCUUCUUCAGCGCCUCCACUGACGACGCUGUGCUGCCCUCUCCCCUGACAGGCCCAGAGGAUGAAGAGCCAGCUGAUGAGGAGGAGGAUGGCCUCACUCUGCUGGUUCCCAGUGGCACCGCGGUUAAGUCCCGGAUGUCCUCCACAUCCUCCGCUGCUUCCUACGACAGCCAGGGAACCAAUGGGGAAGGAACAGAAACGCCCACCGUCCAAUCGGAGGACGAGGAUGGCCAAAGCGACGACCUGUUGAUAACGCCUACAAGCGAUGACGAGAAGGCCCCGUCCCUUCUGUCCCCGUGAGAAGUGUGAAUGGACGAAGUGGGAGACAAGCCUUGCUGGGGAUUGGUGAAAGACUAUACCUGUAUUCCUGAAGUGGGCAGAAUGUUCUAGACACUUGCAAACUGCCAAAGACAUUUUUGGACAAGCUGAAAAGAUUAUCGGUACCUUCAGUCCCUAACUCUACUUUUUCAAUUUCUGCACUCUAAUACAGUUUUUAUAGUUAGCAUAUACUGUACACGUUACUUACGAGCAAGCAACAUUUAUAAAACAUCUGACUUGUAUGCCAAACUGAACCUGCAAUUAAAACCCAACAGUACUUUUUUAAUGCAUUUUUGUGACAAUUUUUGUGUACAUACAGUACAUAUAUGAACCAGUUGAAUUUAUUUUACAUAUUACAUUGCACUGUGUGAAAGCAGAGUAAGAAUAAUUAUUAUGUUAUUGUACUAUAACCUACUGUAAUAAAGACAGAAAAUGACUUCAACAAAUGCACAGAUUGCAAGUGAUGAGGGAAUGUUUAAGCCUAGUUGAUGGAGUGUACCAUAUAUUUUAAAAACAAUAUCUUCCUGGGAUGUGUGCUGUGACCAAUCUAGAAAUUACCCAAUCUCCAACAUCUCUGCAUGCUAAUUGGUAUUUCAUACUGGUGUAAAAAGGGAGCACUCCCUGUUAAUGGUCUUAGUCCCAAUUAUGGAUGGGUAAUACUUGUUCUGUUCCAUAAUGGUCACCCAAAAUAGCCCUAAAAUCAUCUGCAAUAAAUGAAUUAUUUCAUUUUAUGUGUCCUGGAUUUUGGUGUCCUAUCACUUCCAUCUUCAUCCCUUUUGAUCUUGUUUUGCCUAAAUGCUCACAUUGUUUAAGGUUGGAGAACAAUUUGUGUUGUUAAGGCUUUUCAUGCUCGCAUUUUAUGCGUAACUACUGCUUUCAUUUCCUGUCCCAUGUAUACCUCAUGUUUCCAUUCUAAAUAGAAUUGAUUUUCAAUUGA
Engraulis encrasicolus (European anchovy) is the source of this 2118-nucleotide messenger RNA. Its product is annotated as dysbindin. The record is from RefSeq and is a predicted model, not a curated record. Gene Ontology annotation, biological process: negative regulation of protein kinase activity. Gene Ontology annotation, cellular component: cytoplasm. Lineage: Eukaryota; Metazoa; Chordata; Actinopteri; Clupeiformes; Engraulidae. The transcript has 4 exons. Bases 594 to 1163 code for a protein of 189 amino acids.